This is a messenger RNA of Vicia faba (fava bean), 5532 nucleotides long. Lineage: Eukaryota; Viridiplantae; Streptophyta; Magnoliopsida; Fabales; Fabaceae. The record is from the annotation of a GenBank genome assembly.
AUGGUGAAACAUCGCUUGAGAGAAUCUAUAAAAUCGCUGUUUGGAAGUCAUGUUGAUCCUGAUAAAGAAGAGCAGCUCCGAGGAGAUAAAACAGAAUUUGAUGACAAAGUGAAAAAGGUAUUGAAACUUAUUAAAGAGGACAACGGUGAAGAGGAUGGUACCCCAGCAGAAAUUUUGAAGAGGGGACAACUUGCUGAAUUGAUUGAGGAUUUCCACGGUCAAUACCAAACGCUCUAUACAAAGUAUGAUCAUCUGACAGGCGAGUUAAAGAAAAAAAUCAAGGGCAAGAGAGAAAAAGGAAGUUUGUCAUCUAGUUCUUCAUCUAGCUCUGGCUCGGAUUCGGAUUAUUCUUCGAAGGACAGAGACAGCAAAAAUGGACAACUGCAAAAUGAAUUUCAAAAGAUAAAUGAUGGAUUGAAGCAAGAACUCGAAGAGGUGCACAAGGAAGUUGCUGAAUUAAAUCAGAAGUUGGCAAUUACAAAUGAAGAGAAGGAGGAAAUAAAUUCAAAACACGUAGCAGCACUUAACAAGAUACAAGAAGCAAACAAAAUUAAUUUAGAUUUGAAAACUGAUGCUGAUGCAUUAGAGAUUCAAAGAACAAAACUCUUGGCUGAGAAUACUGAACUAAAUAAGAAAUUGGAUAUUGCUGGAAAAGUAGAAGCUGAACUGAGUCAAAGAUUGGAGGAUAUGAAGACAGAAAACAAUAGCUUAGCCAAGGAGAAAGAGACAGCUCUCCAACUGAUUGACGAGGAAAAGAAGAUUACAGAUGACCUGAGAAACCUCAUUGAUCAGCUGAAAGAAGAUAAGUUAGUGGCUGCGAAAGAAUUACAAACAGUAACAGAUGAACUUUCUACUCUGAAGCAGGAAUUGAAACACUCAGAACAGCAAAUAACAGCUCUUAGCAACAAUCUGGAGGUCGCAAAAGAAGAAAAUGGAUCAUUGAAAGCUGAACUUUCCCAGGCUUCAAAUGAGGUUCAGCUGUCUCAAAGCAGAAUACAAGAAUUUCUAGCUGAAUCAAGCCAGUUAAAGGAGAAACUUGAUGAAAGAGAAAGAGAAGUUUCUACCCUCACUCAAAUGCAUGAAGGGCAUCAGAAUGAGUCCUCAAAUCAAAUCAAGGAACUAGAAGCACAAAUCUCAAAUCUGGGGCUGGAACUAGAGUCACUGCGAAACCAGAAAAGGGAUAUAGAGGAUCAAUAUCUAGCUGAAUCAAGUCAGUUAAAAGAGAAACUUGAUGAAAGAGAAAGAGAAGUUUCUACCCUCACUCAAAUGCAUGAAGGGCAUCAGAAUGAGUCCUCAAAUCAAAUCAAAGAAUUAGAAGCACAAAUCUCAAAUCUGGGUGUGGAACUAGAGUCACUGCAAAACCAGAAAAGGGAUAUAGAGGAUCAAUAUCUAGCUGAAUCAAGUCAGUUAAAAGAGAAACUUGAUGAAAGAGAAAGAGAAGUUUCUACCCUCACUCAAAUGCAUGAAGGGCAUCAGAAUGAGUCCUCAAAUCAAAUCAAAGAAUUAGAAGCACAAAUCUCAAAUCUGGGUCUGGAACUAGAGUCACUGCAAAACCAGAAAAGGGAUAUAGAGGAUCAAUAUCUAGCUGAAUCAAGUCAGUUAAAAGAGAAACUUGAUGAAAGAGAAAGAGAAGUUUCCACCCUCACUCAAAUGCAUGAAGGGCAUCAGAAUGAGUCCUCAAAUCAAAUCAAAGAAUUAGAAGCACAAAUCUCAAAUCUGGGUCUGGAACUAGAGUCACUGCAAAACCAGAAAAGAGAUAUGGAGGAUCAAUAUCAAGCUGAAUCAAGUCAGUUAAAGGAGAAACUUGAUGAGAGAGAAAGAGAAGUUUCAACCCUCACUCAAAUGCAUGAAGGGCAUCAGAAUGAGUCCUCAAAUCAAAUCAAAGAAUUAGAAGCACAAAUCUCAAAUCUGGGGCUGGAACUAGAGUCACUGCAAAACCAGAAAAGAGAUAUAGAGGAUCAAUAUCAAGCACAAAUCUCAAAUCUGGGGCUGGAACUAGAGUCACUGCAAAACCAGAAAAGAGAUAUAGAGGAUCAAUAUCAAGCUGAAUCAAGUCAGUUAAAGGAGAAACUUGAUGAGAGAGAAAGAGAAGUUUCAACCCUCACUCAAAUGCAUGAAGGGCAUCAGAAUGAGUCCUCAAAUCAAAUCAAAGAAUUAGAAGCACAAAUCUCAAAUCUGGGGCUGGAACUAGAGUCACUGCAAAACCAGAAAAGAGAUAUAGAGGAUCAAUAUCAAGCUGAAUCAAGUCAGUUAAAGGAGAAACUUGAUGAGAGAGAAAGAGAAGUUUCAACCCUCACUCAAAUGCAUGAAGGGCAUCAGAAUGAGUCCUCAAAUCAAAUCAAAGAAUUAGAAGCACAAAUCUCAAAUCUGGGGCUGGAACUAGAGUCACUACGAAACCAAAAAAAAGAUAUAGAGGAUCAAUAUCAAGCUGAAUCAAGUCAGUUAAAGGAGAAACUUGAUGAGAGAGAAAGAGAAGUUUCAACCCUCACUCAAAUGCAUGAAGGGCAUCAGAAUGAGUCCUCAAAUCAAAUCAAAGAAUUAGAAGCACAAAUCUCAAAUCUGGGGCUGGAACUAGAGUCACUGCGAAACCAAAAAAGAGAUAUAGAGGAUCAAUAUCAAGCUGAAUCAAGUCAGUUAAAGGAGAUACUUGAUGAGAGAGAAAGAGAAGUUUCAUCCCUCACUCAAAUGCAUGAAGGGCAUCAGAAUGAGUCCUCAAAUCAGAUCAAGGAAUUAGAAGCACAAAUCUCAAAUCUGGGGCUGGAACUAGAGUUACUGCGAAACCAAAAAAGAGAUAUAGAGGAGCAACUUAAGAGCUUUACCACAGAAGCAAGGGAACUGGGAGAACACAAUUUAGGGUUGCAAAGCCAAAUUUCGGAACUUGAAAUGAAGUCCAAAGAAAGAGAAGAGGAACUAUCUGCUAUCUUGAAGAAACUCAAAGAUAAUGAGGAUGAAUCAUCUUCAAAAAUAUCAGAUUUGACAUCUCAGAUAAACAAUUUGCAGGCUGAUAUAGGCUCAUUACAUGCUCAGAAAAAUGAACAGGAAGAGCAAAUAAUUCUUAAAAGUAACGAAGCUUCAACUCGAAUUGAAAGCAUUACAAAUGAGAUGAAUGCACUGCAGCAGGAAGUGGAGUCUCUACAACACCAGAAAUCUGACUUAGAAGCUCAGCUUGUGGAAAAAAGUCGAGAAAAUUCUGAGUAUAUGAUUCAAGUUCAAAGUCUGAAAGAGGAGGUUGACAGCAAAACCCUGGAGCAAGAGAGACUUAUGGAACACAGAGAAAAUUUAACCACAGAAGCACGGGAACUGGGAGAGCACCAUUUAGGGUUGCAAAACCAAUAUUCGGAACUUGAAAUAAGGUCCAAAGCAAGAGAAGAGGAACUAUUUGCUAUCAUGAAGAAACUCAAAGAUAAUGAGGAUGAAUCAUCUUCCAAAAUAUCAGAUUUGACAUCUCAGAUAAACAAUUUGCAGGCUGAUAUAAGCUCAUUACACGCUCAGAAAAAUGAACUGGAAGAGCAAAUGAUUUUCAGAAGUAAUGAAGCGUCAACUCGAAUCGAAAGCAUUACAAAUGAGAUGAAUGUAUUGCAGCAGGAAGUGGAGUCUCUACAACACCAGAAAUCUGACUUGGAAGUUCAGCUCGAGGAAAAAAGCCAAGAAAAUUCUGAGUGUACGAUUCAAGUUCAAAUUCUGAAAGAGGAUAUUGACAGAAAAACACUGGAACAAGAGAGACUAAAGGAAGAUGGAGAAAAUUUAACUACAAAAGCAAGGGAAUUGGGAGAGCACAAUUUAGGGUUGCAAAACCAAAUUUUGGAACUUGAAAUGAAGUCCAAAGAAAGAGAAGAGGAACUAUCUGCUAUCAUGAAGAAACUCAAAGAUAAUGAGGAUGAAUCAUCUUCCAAAAUAUCAGAUUUGACAUCUCAGCUAAACAAUUUGCAGGCUGAUAUAAGCUCAUUACAUGCUCAGAAAAACGAACUGGAAAAUCAAAUAAUUUUUAAAAGUAAUGAAGCUUCAGCUCAAAUUGAAAGCAUUACAAAUGAGAUGACUGUACUGCAGCAGGAAGUGGAGUCUCUACAACACCAGAAAUCUGACUUGGAAGUUCAGCUUGUGGAAAAAAGCCAAGAAAAUUCCGAGUUCUUGAUUCAAGUUCAAAGUCUGAAAGAAGAGGUAGACAGAAAAACCCUGGAACAAGAGAAACUUACGGAACACAGAGAAAACUUAACCACAGAAGCAAGGGAGCUGGGAGAGCACCAUUUAGGGUUGCGAAACCAAUACUCGGAACUUGAAAUAAGGUCCAAAGAAAGAGAAGAGGAACUAUCUUCUCUUGUGAAGAAACUCAAAGAUAAUGAGGAUGAAUCAUCUUCCAAAAUAUCAGAUCUGACAUCUCAAAUAAACAAUUUGCUGGCUGAUAUAAGCUCAUUACAUGCUGAGAAAAAUGAACUGGAAAAGGACUUGCUUUCCUCGCAGAAAACAAAAGAAGAAUUGGAGCUCUCCUGCAAAAAAGUAAAAGAAGAACAUGUUGAAACCCUCUCAGUGGUUGACAAUGAAAAGACCGAAUUAGGCAACCAAAAUAUGGAUCUUCAGAGAACAUUGGUAGAACGUGAAGAUGCAUAUCAGAAGUUGAAUGAGGAAUAUAAAAAAGUUGAAAGUUGGUUUAAUGAAUGCAAGGUCAAACUUGAGGUUGCAGAGAGGAAGAUGGAAGAAAUGGCAGAAGAGUUUCGUGAAGGCAUUGGGUCAAAAGAUCAUAUAGUAGGUGAUUUGGAACACCAAGUUGAAGGCCUGAAAAGAGACCUGGAAGACAAAGGAGAUGAGAUCAGCACUUUGCUUGAAAAUGUGAGGAAUCUCGAGGUAAAGCUUCGCAUGUCAAACCAAAAGCUCCGGGUCACAGAACAAUUGCAAAAUGAAAACGAAGAAAAGUUUAAGCAAAAACAGAGUGCACUUGAAGAUAGGAUUGCUACAUUCGUAGCAACAAUCACAGCUAACAGUGAAGCUUUUCAUGAAACUAUCACAACUAUCAAAAAGUCUGUCAAUAGUAUGAUAUCUGGAAUAGAUACAGUGAGCAGAAAAUUUUCGGACGAAUGCAAAACUCACGAGAACAGCAUCUCAAACAUCUCACACGAGCUUCAGGUUGCAAAAGAAUAUGUUUGCGAGAUCAAUAGGAUCAAGGGAAAGUUAGAGAAAGAUAAAAACCGUUUGUUGGAGGAGUUGAAGGGUAAAAAGGAAGAGGAGUUAACUCUGUUGGAGGAGUUGAAGGAUAAAAAGGAAGAGGAAUUAAUUCUGAAGGAGAAGGUUGAGAAGCUAGAAGCAAAGACAAGAAAGCAGGAAUCAGAGAAUAUCAAUGUGAAGGCAACUGUUGUUGAACUUAAGAAGACAGUUGAAGAGCUAGAGAAGUUGAUCAAAGAGAAAGAGGAAGGUUUGGGAGAGGAAAAGAGGGAUGCCAUUAGGCAGCUCUGUUUGUGGAUUGAUUAUCACAGGGAGCGUAAUGACUAUCUCAAGGAAAUCCUAUCAAAAACUCGCAGGGUCCAGAGAGCAGCAGUGUAG